Molecule: messenger RNA, 654 nt
Organism: Osmerus eperlanus (European smelt)
Lineage: Eukaryota; Metazoa; Chordata; Actinopteri; Osmeriformes; Osmeridae
Gene: mif
Product: macrophage migration inhibitory factor
Exons: 3
Coding region: 95-442 (115 amino acids)
Molecular function (GO): phenylpyruvate tautomerase activity; cytokine activity
Source: RefSeq, a predicted model, not a curated record
GCAUGAGAAGCCCUAUGUGAGAAGCACGCACUGUCGGCACUCGUCAUUAUAGGCUUUCUGUGAGGUAGAAAGAAAUCACUUGAAAGAAGAAAUCAUGCCGAUGUUUUUGGUGAAUACUAAUGUGGCCAAGAGUGAUGUUCCACCUGCACUAUUGUCGGAGGCCACAGAAGAAUUGGCUAAAGCUAUGGGCAAACCUGCACAGUACAUUGCUGUGCACAUCGUCCCCGACCAGAUGAUGAUGUUCGGGGGAAAGGGUGACCCUUGCGCUCUUUGUUCGCUGCACAGCAUCGGGAAGAUCAGUGGAGCUCAGAACAAACAGUACUCCAAAUUACUGUGUGGCCUGCUAAACAAACACCUGAGCAUUUCCCCAGACAGGAUCUAUGUGAACUUCUUUGACAUGGAAGGAGCAAACGUUGCAUGGAACAACUCCACUUUUGGCUGAGCAGUCAGUGUUGACGGACCUUCCUACACCCACACUGCACGGACCAGUCGCUGGAGGCAGACUAGCUAAAGCAAAGACAACCAGCACUACUAGGCUAACGCAAUGUAGUCAUGAAUGCACUUGGCUGUACCUUUGCAUUGUAACAAACCCUUGCUUUGCACUUUCUUGAUUCAAUUUGAAGUUAAAAUAAAGUGGACCCUGAUUAGAAGCCA